CUUACUGACGAGUGACAAGUGACACUUGAUUAUUUACAAAUUGAACCAACGCACACAAUUUCUAUAAGAGAUUCUAACAACGAAAUGACAUAUUUCGUCCUAAUACUCUAAUUCUAAUAAUUUUAUUAUUUUACGCUUUGAACUCUAAAGCACAACAUGGCAGGAGAAGUCGUCGUCGAUGCGCUACCAUAUAUUGACCAGGGUUAUGAUGAUCCGGGAGUAAGGGAAGCGGCUCUCGCAAUGGUGGAAGAGGAAUGCCGAAGGUACAGACCCACAAAGAAUUAUCUAGAAAAUGCCGGUCCUGAGCCAAGCACAGCGUUCGAAACACCGGCUCUGCAGAGAGAAAUGGAACGCGUGCAGCAACGGUUGCCCAUGGAACCUUUGUCAAUGAAGAGAUAUGAACUGCCACCCCCUCCAGCAGGGAGGCUCGGAGAACCUACCGCAUGGGCAGAAGCAGUGGAUAAUUCUCACGCCCAGCUCUCUCACCAAGCCAUCCGAGUGCUGAACCUGGAGUUGCAGCUCCAAUACAGUUCGGAAGCAUGGAGGUCAUAUCUCAAUGUACUACAGGCUCUUGUUGAGAGAUCCCAGAAUGUCCAUACACAGCUGAGAAAACAAAUAGCCGCUGUAAAUUGGGAGCGCAAACGCUCGCAGACCGCUAGCGGCGCGCGGUUGCGGGCGCUUCGCCGCCGAUGGGCUCAGCUCGUGUCGGACAACUACAGGCUUGAGCGAGCCAUCAUGCAGCUUGAGAUACAAUUGGAGAAGGCUAAGGGUCAAGCCACAAAUGAUAAUGAGGCACCAGAUAUGGAUAUAGAAGCCAUGAAGAAUUUACCUGACAAACUUAAUUCUGAAACGGAGAAAGAAGUGCAAAAGAAAAUUGAAGACAUGUUUGCUGAUUAAAUUACUUCUAAUUUUUAGUUAUAAGAUAAGUUAAAUAGACAUUAAUUAAACAUAUUUGU
Molecule: messenger RNA, 956 nt
Organism: Zerene cesonia (dogface butterfly)
Lineage: Eukaryota; Metazoa; Arthropoda; Insecta; Lepidoptera; Pieridae
Gene: BCAS2
Product: pre-mRNA-splicing factor SPF27
Exons: 5
Coding region: 157-897 (246 amino acids)
Biological process (GO): mRNA processing
Cellular component (GO): precatalytic spliceosome; catalytic step 2 spliceosome; Prp19 complex
Source: RefSeq, a predicted model, not a curated record